GCAGAAUUUACCUACCUUAUGUUAUUGAGUCUUCAAUUCAUCGAAGCUACAUGUGUGGCGAAGUAGGAUGAUAUCUAGGCACCUUAGGUACCUUAUCUUCAAGAGACCAACAUGCCGCAGCCUCGUCGCAUGGAAUCUCGCGACAAACGAGAUUUCAGCUUGCGUCUGAUCGCCCCUGCAGAGUCCCAGAGCAAAGUACUAUACAAGAACACUCAUUGCAGACAGAGAAGCGGUCAACCUCCCAUUCAACAGAGUGAAAAGCCAAAAGGUGGGAACCUGCCUGCCGUUCGGGCAUUUGGUCCCUAUCGCUGUUAGAUAGCAGAUGCCAUGGAGUCAAACACUAGACUGCCCGAUUGUCCGAGUGUAUAACUGGCUUCAAAAACGGAUAACAUCUGGUAGAGUAUAGGUAGGUAGGUAGGUAAAAGGUAUCGAAGACCAUCGCCGAGUCUUGGAGAAAUUUGAGCUCCCGGGACGGAUCGUGAUCGUUAAGGGCUUCCUAGGUAGGUAGGGAUAGCCGGUAUCUGCUACUACUAGGAGGCACUGGACCACUCAGUCAGCGCAAGUUGACAAUCUCAGGUUUGCUUGGAAUCCGAAUCUUACCUCUGGUCCGAAUGAUCGAUCCCUAUCACGUCCAUUGCCACACCCUGGUGUGUCCUUUCUACUUCAGUUUGCAUCGACAUCUGCAAAUGUUUUGUCCAUCAUUUUCUGCCACAGCGAGAUAGUUCCAGUCCGCCGACUCCCCAGAUCUUCCUGCUCGUUUGCAAGGCCAGGCACAACCGCCUUGAUCUCUUAUAACCGCCUCACAUUCCGGUUGCCCCCCUUGCCCUGGUUUUGUGCCGUACCAGUCGCAGUUAUAGUAUGCCUGGUCCCGGCCGAGAGGAGAGUAGUCGCAACCACCAAAGUAUAUAGGAGGUCUCUGAAAGGUUCUGUCAGCUGCGGCCAUGGUGGCGAAGAGCAUGACGCCAAAGUGGAGUUUGAGCAUCUUGAUGAAGGAAGUAUCGAGAUUUGGGCGGAGGAAAUAAAUUUGACUUGGUCGAGUAUGGAAGAGAUGGGUCUACGAGAAUGAACAGCAGUAUUUGUCGCUCGUACAAUUGGCAGUAGCAGAGCCUAUUCGUAUACCGUGAAACACCGGGUAUAGUCAUGAAGGUUUUGCAAUCAAGCAAUAAGCCCUGCGCAGCCCUGAGGCUGAGUGAGUACCGUGCUUCUACCGGGAACCCCAACAACUAGGCUCAAGCUAGGAG
Sphaerulina musiva SO2202 is the source of this 1241-nucleotide messenger RNA. RefSeq lists its product as uncharacterized. The coding region runs from base 112 to 315 and encodes 67 amino acids. The record is from RefSeq and is a predicted model, not a curated record. The transcript has 3 exons. NCBI's taxonomy places the organism in Eukaryota, Fungi, Ascomycota, Dothideomycetes, Mycosphaerellales, Mycosphaerellaceae.